AUGUAUGCUGACGACAUCGCGCUGGCAGACGCGGACAAGGGACGGUUGGUGCAGCGUGUUAACAUGUGGAAGGAGUCACUCGAGAACGGCGGUUUGCAGCUGAAUGUGGGGAAGACUGAGUACGUGGCCUGCAACUCGACAGAUCCCACCUCCGUCUGCAUAGACGGUAAUAUGGUUGAACAGACGGACCAGGUCAGUGAAGCGUGGCCUGUGCUUGAGCGGCACAAGCAGGAGCUGCGGGUCACGGAGAUGAAAAUGCUGCGCUGGAUGUGUGGAGUUACGCGGAAAGACCGCGUUAGGAACUCGCGCAUCCGCGGCAGCCUUCAUGUCCGUGACAUUGCAGACAAACUGCAAGAGUGUCGCUUACGCUGGUACGGACACGUUUUACGGAAACCGGCCACUUACGUGGGGAACAAAUGUCCAGCCAUGGCGCCUCCGCCCGGCCGGGGCAGACUGGGUAGACCCAGGAAAUGCUGGCUUGACGUCGUAAUGGACAUGCGGACAUCCGGAUGA
Messenger RNA from Helicoverpa zea (corn earworm), 513 nucleotides. RefSeq lists its product as uncharacterized. The record is from RefSeq and is a predicted model, not a curated record. Bases 1 to 513 code for a protein of 170 amino acids. Lineage: Eukaryota; Metazoa; Arthropoda; Insecta; Lepidoptera; Noctuidae. The transcript is spliced from 2 exons.